UCAAUAGUAUCGAAAAACAUCGGUUUUUUCCAGCUCUACACAAAAAGGCAAAUUCGAGGCGUUUUAAAAAUUCGAGAGCAGCUAAAUCUGGGGCCAAAAUGCAUCCAGCUCACCUGUAAGUGGCUCUCGCAAGCGUCGUCGCAGGUGCACAGGUGCGAGGUAGCGCGAAAUCCGCCGAUUGCUGAUUUAGAGCACACAUCCGCCCCGCCAGUGGGAAGAAAAAUCGAUUUUGUGAUAACAGGCUUGCGCUUACGAGUUUUCGCAUUGCUAGUCAGAAUUGGGUGGAGGCCUGAUCCCAGACCAUGAAUGUGGACUUCGCGAAGGUGUGCAGCAAGCACAUACAUGUCUACGAGGCCUACUACAAACUGAUUGACCCCAAAGGCACCGGGGCAAUCGAGGCCAUGACGGCGGCCAAGUUUCUCAAAAAGUCGGGCCUCAGCGACGUUGUGCUCAGCAAGAUCUGGGACCUGUCCGACCCAAGCGGCAAGGGCUUCCUAGACAAGCCGGGCUUCUUCGUGGCCCUCAAGCUGGUGUCGCUUUCGCAGGCGGGCCAGGUGGCCAACAUGAACAACAUCUACCUGGAAACUGCCAACCCGCCUAAGGUGGGUGAACUGCCGAAAACGCUGCCAUCGCGCAUUCAGACGGUACCGGUGUCCAGCGGAGGAGUGGCCAACGGGGACUGGUCCAUCGGUGUAAUCGACCGCCUCAAGUACGAGCAGCUCUUUGAGUCGCUAAGCCCCCACAACGGAAUGCUACCGGGCAACAAGGUCAAGGGCGUAUUGAUGGACUCUAAGUUGCCCAUGAACAUUCUGGGCACCAUCUGGGACCUCGCCGACCAGGACAAGGACGGCAACCUAGACAGGCACGAGUUUGUGGUGGCCAUGCACCUGGUCUACCAGACGUUGCAAAAACGCACCAUUCCCAGUGUGCUGCCGCCCGAGUUGCGGAAGCCCGGAGGAGCCGGUCUGCCACCCAAGCCCGCCAUGCCCCCGCCUCCGGCAGCCGCCGCCAUGCCGCGUGCUCCAAGUGGCGAGGGCUUCGGGGACGGUGGCUUCGUCGCAAACUUCCCCAAGGACAUCGCCCCGGCGGCCAUCCCACCGCUCCCGGUGGCCGUGCCGCCCAUGACACGCAUUCCUCCAGUGGGCGCAGUCAGCUCCCAGCCCCUGAUCCAGACGGAUCCGCUGAUACCCAUCGGGGCUCCGCCGUCGGUGACAGCGAACGCCGACUGGGUGGUCACGCCGGCGGAGCUAAGACGAUUUGAGGAGAUCUUCCGUCAGUCGGAUCUGGACAAGGAUGGCCUGGUUUCUGGUCUAGAGGUGAAGGACAUCUUUAUUAAGUCGGGUAUACCACAGCGCAGUCUGGCGGACAUCUGGGCCCUCUGUGACACCAAUCAGUCCGGUAAGCUGACUGUGGAGCAGUUCGCCCUGGCCAUGUGGUUUGUGGAGAGAAAGCAGCGCGGCGUGGAUCCGCCGCAUGUGCUGAGCGCCAAUAUGGUGCCGCCCUCGAUGCGUGCCACAGUGUCCGGAGUUGAUCUACAGCCACAGGAGGUGAAGCCCACCUACUCGAACCCGGAGCUGGAGAUGAUAUCUAAGGAGAUCGAGGAGUUGGCCCGCGAGCGUCGCGUCCUGGAGACGGAGAUUGCCCAGAAGGAGGCUGAUGUGCGCAUCAAGAACGGCGAAGUGCGCAGUCUGCAGAGCGAACUGGAUACUCUUACCGCCACCCUGAAGCAACUGGAGAACCAGCGAGGAGAGGCCCAGAAACGGCUAGACGACCUGCAGGCUCAAGUUAGCCACAAUACGGCCGUGCUGGCCAGCGUAAGUCUUGAUAUUUCGCGCACCAACGACCAGGUGACCAAGAUACGUGACCAGUGCCACUUGCAGGAGGAGACCAUUAACGAGCAGGAGGGCGAACUGAACGCCAAGCGAUCUGAGCUGCAGAAGCUCAAGGACGAGGAGACGUCGCUGCAGAAGGAGUACGACAGCAACAACCGCGAACUCUCCAAGCUGACCAAUCACCUGCAGGCCACCCAAUUGCAGAUCAGCUCGGUCCGGUCAAUGGUCACCCAGCUGUUGGAGACGCAGCGCCAGAUGACCGACGCCUUGCUCAUCUGUCGGGCCGCCAUGGAGAACCAAAACGCCGAACUGGUCUCCGAGUACCAGCUGAAAAUCGAACCGGACUUCGACGAGGCGCGCAAGACACUGACCAAGGAAGUGCAGAUGCCCAAGGACGACCCCUUCGAGGAGAACAACAGUGGGGCGGCCAACCAGGCCACCAACGGUUUUGGAAAUGACCCCUUUUCUAGCCAGCAGACCAGUAAGCCGGCAAUCUCCACCGGUUUCGAUGACAGCUUUAACUCUGGCUUCGACAGCGGAUUCGAUGCCUUCGGCCAAAGCGGAGCGGGCUCGGCAUUCGGCCAGACUCAGCGGGAUCCUUUUGGUUCGGACGCCUUUGCAGCCAACAAGAGCAGUGUCAUCACUCCAGAGCCCGGAAAAGACGACUUCGGCAGCGAUCCGUUUGCCGCCCUGCACGCGCCAACUGGCCAGGGUCAAGUUCUUAGUCCCAAUACCCAGAAGUCGGGUCCACCGCCCAGACCGGAGUCUCCUAGUCCAGCAUUGCCGCCAAAGAAGUCCAAGGUGCCGCCUCCGCGGCCAGCGCCACCACGGGCAGCCCAGCCCACAAGUGGUUUCGGAGGCGGCGGCGGCGGCGGAGGUUUCGCCGACUUCGACGACUUUGACAAUAAGCUCCACAACAUUCCAAGCACACCUACGCCCACGACCACGCCCCUGUCCCUGCCCCCGCUUUCCCUGCCGCCCCCGAUUCCAGCGUCGGUCUCCAGUGGGUCAUCGCUGCUCGACAGCUUCUCGCUGUUUGAUGAUCCCGGCCAGAUUCGAAACAAGGCGGCCAGCACACCCAAUCCCACGCUUUCAACCUCCACGACAUCCACCGCCCCCACACUGCAGCCCUUGCUCCCGACAUCGUCAUCCACACCAGCAGCCCCAUCCCCGGUAUUAGCGUCUCUCUCUGCGUCACCAGCGGGAUUAGUAGCGGGAGCGGGAGGAGUUCUCCCCAGUAGCACCACCAUCACCACCGCCCCCAGCUCAAAUAACCAGCAUUUGUCGCGUUCCAAUACACCGCUGCAGAAUCCGGGCGCGUCGGGAUUGGUGCCAAAGUCUGGCGUUUUCGAUGCCUUUGGAGCGAACGUCAGCCAGAAGACGCCGACUGCAAACGUUAUCACUGGACCAACCGACUUUAAGGACGAUCCCUUCAAGGACUACCGCUACGAAGACCCCUUCAGCAUCAAGGACCCUUUUGCCGACGACGAGGACGAGGAGCUAGCUGGAGCUAAGAGAGCGGAUCAGAAGAAGAGCUUUGCUGAGGACUUUAGUUCGGAUGACGAGAUAAAAACUGCAGGCAACAUCGCGAAUAACAACAGCAGUAAGCCCAAGGCGACUACGCCCCUAAACCACGACCUGCUGCAGCAGUUUGACGCCUUCAACUUAAACCCGAGUCCGGCGCUAUCGCACCUCUCAAAUUCCUCACACCACUCGAACACCAAGCCGAACCACCAAAAGGCGCAGGAUGCAUUCGCUGAUUUCGACGACUUCGCAACUAGCCUAGCCACCACGGGAAGACAUGGACCUGGAGCAGCGACCACAACCACUAACAACACGAAACUCAACGAUUCCUUCUUCGAUGCAUUUAAUGACAACUUCGGUGCCGGCCAACACUCAUCGCUUUCCACUGAGGUUGUCAAGCCCACCGAUCAAACGUCCAAGGUGUUCGACGCCUUCAACGACAACUUCGAAGAUCACUUCAAGAUGACCCCGAACUUCGCCAAGUUCGAGGCUUUCGAGGCCCACAACUUCUCCAGCGACUUCGGGAACUCCUCGUUCGAGGCAAGCAAGGAGAAGCAGAACGGGCAGCUGGCCAAGAAGGAUUUAGGCAAGGACCCUGCCAAGGACAAGUUCGCGGCGGACUACUCGAAGCCGGAGAGCUUCGACGCGGAUCUGGAGGAGGCGCUGAAGCGCAGCGUGCUGGACAACUAGCUAAGAUUACCUUUUCGAAAGGUGCAAGCAGAUAAUUGUGAUUAAACCACGAAAACUCUAAUGACACAUGCAAUGUUCCCUCUAUUCGCACUCGAUCCGAUCUUUAGUGUUAGUGCUUUGUUUCCGUUUCGAUCAAGACGCCGUGGGGCUGGACUAUACGACACCCCACGGUAUUUACUCCGUACUCCUAGUGCUCAAGGAUCCCGGCGAAUAGAGAAUUCCAACGGAGCCGCAGCUGGUAUUACAAGCUAUAUACAGUUAUAUAUAAUUUCGCGUAACCACAUACUCGUAGAGCAUAAACAAAUUACGAUUUAACCUGUACCAAAUCCCUAUGAAUAAACGUAUGAAAUAA
Molecule: messenger RNA, 4398 nt
Organism: Drosophila ficusphila
Lineage: Eukaryota; Metazoa; Arthropoda; Insecta; Diptera; Drosophilidae
Gene: Eps-15
Product: epidermal growth factor receptor substrate 15-like 1
Biological process (GO): endosomal transport; endocytosis
Cellular component (GO): cytoplasm; clathrin coat of coated pit; plasma membrane
Molecular function (GO): calcium ion binding; cadherin binding
Source: RefSeq, a predicted model, not a curated record